Fusarium musae is the source of this 903-nucleotide messenger RNA. RefSeq lists its product as uncharacterized. The record is from RefSeq and is a predicted model, not a curated record. The transcript is spliced from 3 exons. The coding region runs from base 1 to 903 and encodes 300 amino acids. Gene Ontology annotation, biological process: carbohydrate transport; transmembrane transport. Lineage: Eukaryota; Fungi; Ascomycota; Sordariomycetes; Hypocreales; Nectriaceae. Gene Ontology annotation, cellular component: membrane. Gene Ontology annotation, molecular function: carbohydrate:proton symporter activity.
AUGAUCCAGCUCUGCUUUGUAUUUUUCGUUCCUGAAAGCCCAAGAUGGCUUGUCGCCAAAGACCGCAGUCAAGAGGCCCUACAUACUCUAGUCAAGUUCCACGCUGAGGGACAAGAAUCUGACUUUGUCAAGGCGGAAAUGGCACAGAUCCAGUCAACGUUACGCAUCGAGAUGCAAAACACCAAGAGAUCAUGGCUUGACCUUGGCGCAACUUCAGGCAUGCGAAGACGUUUGCUGACGACCUGUAUGUUAGGCCUGUUCACGCAGUGGUCUGGAUCGACUCUUAUCUCAUACUACCUCGGCGACCUGCUGCAGAUCACGGGCAAUGAUUCUUCCUAUUUCAAGCAGACUAUCAACGUUAGCUUGUCUUGCUGGAGUCUUGUAUGCUCUUUCACAGCGUCAAUGCUCGUUCGUCGGUUCAAACGUCGACAUAUGUACCUAGCCUGUACCAUUAGUUUGCUCAUCUGCUUUUCCAGCUACACCAUUAGCAUGGAGAGGACAAUUACGGCAAAGGAGAACGGGGGAUCCAACGAUGCUGCUGCAUAUCUUGUUGAGAUCUGGCCCUACGCUGAGAGGUCUCGUGGUAUAGCUGUUUUCCAGCUCUUUGCACGUUCUGCAGAGUUUCUCACCACCUUUGUCAAUCCAAUUGGUCUUGCAAAUAUAAGCUGGCGGUAUUUCAUCAUUUACUGUUGCAUUCUUGCGUAUGAAGUUGUUUUUGUGUACUUCUUCUUCCCAGAGACUGCUGGUAGAACGCUUGAGGAAGCAACAUUCUUAUUUGAAGAAGAGAAGUCAUUAGCUGUAGAGACUAUACUUGCAGUGGAGAGCUCAACUGCCACAGAGCUUAUGGCAAGGGACUCUAUUGAGCGCAGAAAUGCAGGAUCUGGGACAAAGAAGUUAGCGUAA